UUAGCCGAUUCAUUUUUCUUCCUUUUGCCUUAAACCUUAUAUAAACCUCUCGCUAUUUAUUAGAAGGAAAAAAAUAAAAUUAAAAAUCUGAAACUUUUUUGGAUUUUUUUAGAGAGGGAGAGAUGAGGAUACAGUGUAACGUGUGCCAGGCGGCGGAGGCGAAGGUGCUGUGCUGCGCAGACGAGGCGGCGCUGUGUUGGGAGUGCGACGAGGAAGUCCACGCUGCUAACAAGUUGGCCAGCAAGCACCAACGUGUCCCGCUCUCGUCUUCCUCUUCUCAGAUGCCUAAAUGUGACAUUUGUCAGGAAACAUCUGGGUUUUUCUUUUGUUUGCAAGAUCGAGCAUUACUCUGCCGAAAAUGUGACAUUGCUGUACAUACAGCAAAUGCUUAUGUGUCUAGUCAUCAGAGAUUUCUGCUUACUGGAGUAAAAGUUGGCCUUGAAACCACCACUGACCCUGGUGCAUCUUCUUCCAAUGUCAAAUCACCUCCUAGUGAAAAGACCUCAGAAGCUAAAUCUAAUUCUACAUCUCAAAGGGGGGCUCCUAUGUCAUUUACUGGUGGAUACAAUGAGGUCCUACCAUCAAAUGUUGGAGAUGGGAAAAGUGUGCCAACAAAAGUGUCAUAUGCUGGGGGUUAUACAGCUGGAAGCAUUCAAUCAUGGCAAAUGGAUGAUUUCUAUGGGCUAACUGACUUUAAUCAAAGCUAUGAUUACAUGGAUAAUGAGUCGUCUAAGGCUGAUAGUGGCAAGUAUGGAGACUCUGACAGCUCAAGCUCAUCAAUCUUGCGAUCUGCUGAGGAGGAGGUAGAUGAUGAUGAGUGCUUGGGUCAGGUGCCAGAUUCUUCUUGGGCUGUACCACAAGUGCCUUCACCUCCUACAGCCUCUGGGCUGUAUUGGCCAAAAGAUUCUCACAAUCAAAUUUAUUUUGUGCCUGACAUAUGCUGCUUAAUUGUGAAAAAGCCUUUCCAUUCUCGGCAUCCGAAAAGCCGGCGACAAAUUUAGAAUCAUCUGCUAAAGUUUAAUGUACAAGUUAGUCUUCUCAUGGUUUCAGAUUCACCUUCUCAGGUGUGCUUUUAGCCUAUUAUUAUGUAGGUCUCCGUCCUUGGAAGUAGCUUUUGUUGCUUGAGUUUCUUGCUUCCAGUUUGGGCAAUACCACUUUCUUCUAUUUAGAUCCUUCUCAUUCUGCAGUUUUUAUUCAGGUUAAUAAUAUAAAACUAUAACUGAAAAGAAAAAGCUUGUUAAUCGAAGUAGUUAGUAUUGUUUUGUUAACAACCUGUAUUUCUUCAUAAUUCACAAUAUAAUCUGAUCAACAUAGUUGAUAUCUGUGUUCUAAGAUUCAGACAGCUGGAAAAUAAAGGUUAGCGGUUUGAGUUUCCAUUAUUUUUUAUGAUCUUGG
Messenger RNA from Durio zibethinus, 1395 nucleotides. RefSeq names its product B-box zinc finger protein 22-like. Gene Ontology annotation, molecular function: zinc ion binding. The record is from RefSeq and is a predicted model, not a curated record. Gene Ontology annotation, biological process: regulation of DNA-templated transcription; photomorphogenesis. NCBI's taxonomy places the organism in Eukaryota, Viridiplantae, Streptophyta, Magnoliopsida, Malvales, Malvaceae. Gene Ontology annotation, cellular component: nucleus.